Penicillium griseofulvum is the source of this 1179-nucleotide messenger RNA. It is a transcript of the gene sonA, whose product is annotated as putative nuclear pore complex protein (SonA). Bases 1 to 1179 code for a protein of 392 amino acids. Gene Ontology annotation, cellular component: nuclear pore. The record is from RefSeq and is a predicted model, not a curated record. NCBI's taxonomy places the organism in Eukaryota, Fungi, Ascomycota, Eurotiomycetes, Eurotiales, Aspergillaceae. Gene Ontology annotation, molecular function: ubiquitin binding; RNA binding. The transcript has a single exon. Gene Ontology annotation, biological process: RNA export from nucleus; transcription-dependent tethering of RNA polymerase II gene DNA at nuclear periphery.
AUGUCACUUUUCGGCGCCGGCGCGACGGCAGCUGCGGCGGGCCAGACAAACACCACCGGCGACAUUUCCAAGGACGUCGCCCUCAACACUCCCCCCGAGGAUGGCAUCUCGGAUCUCCGCUUCUCGCCUACCAGCGAGCACCUAGCCGUGGCCUCGUGGGAUAAGAAGGUCCGCAUCUACGAAAUCAACGACCAGGGACAAAGUGAAGGCAAAGCACUCUUCGAGCACGAAGCUCCAGUUCUGAACUGUUGCUGGUCUCCAGUAAGCUCACACCCCAUCUCACCCAACCCCACAUUAUUCCAACCCAAUUCCCUAUUUACCGUAACUAACAUCUUUUUUUUUUCCUUCAUACAGGAUGGAACUAAAGUCGUCGGUGCUGGUGCCGACAAGGCAGCCCGCAUGAUCGAUCUCGCCUCAGGCACAACAACCCAAGUUGCCGCCCACGACGCCCCCAUCCGAAGCUGCCAUAUGAUCCCCAAUCCCUCCGUGGGCGGAACUCCACUCCUGAUCACCGGCUCGUGGGACAAGACCGUCAAAUACUGGGAUCUGCGCCAGUCGACCGCAAUUGCCUCCGUUGAGUGCCAGGAGCGUGUCUACACCAUGGAUGUCAAGAACAAGUUGCUCGUCAUCGGCACCGCAGACCGUUACAUCAAUAUCAUCAACCUCGACCAGCCAACAAAGUUCUACAAGACCAUGCAAUCACCCCUAAAGUGGCAGACGCGGGUAGUCAGCUGCUUUUCUGAUGCCUCGGGCUUCGCCGUCGGCUCCGUCGAGGGCCGCUGUGCUAUCCAGUACGUCGAGGAGAAGGAUUCCGCCUCAAACUUCUCGUUCAAGUGCCACCGUGAAACCCCGCCUGCCAACCGCGAUGUCUGCAAUAUCUACUCCGUUAACUCUAUCACUUUCCACCCCAUUCACGGUACCUUUAGCACUGCCGGUGCCGACGGUACUUUCCACUUCUGGGAUAAGGAUGCUAAGCACCGUCUCAAGGGUUACCCCGCUGUCGGAGGCCCUAUCACUGCUACCGCUUUCAAUCGUACUGGAAAUAUCUUCGCUUACUCUGUCAGCUAUGACUGGAGCAAGGGCUAUUCUGCCAAUACCCAGCAGACUACCAACAAGGUCAUGCUGCACCCUAUCGGACCUGAUGAGACAAAGCCCAGACCGAGCACGCGCAAGCGUUGA